UUUACUGGUUUCCACGGCCUGGUUCCUUCUCCCUUGUUUCGGGUGCCCCCUCUCCCAACUGUUAUGUCCUAUCUGUAACUCCGUCUACCGUUUGCAAGCGGCGGCCAAACUCACUGACCCAUCAUCAGACUUUUUUCUAUCCUUCGCGGUUGCCGGACUCGUGUUUUUACACGUUAUAUUUAACGUGAAAUCGUUGUGAAAUUAUUCUCUAUAUUUUACUUUAACAAGAGACGGUCUCGCUGCCUGAAUCGGAUCCUUCUGACGGUCCCUUUGAGCCCAGAACUUUAUAGAGAGAGAGAGAGAGACAGAGAGAGUGUGUUCGGUUUUCUUGCUUUCUUUUGGGGAUUUCUUUCACUUUGAUACCCUGUGAGGUCGAGGUUCUUUUAGACGGUUUUGAUGGAGGAGACGUUGCUUGACGAUAUCAUACUUCGGCUGACGGGGGCGAAGGUUGGUCGGACGACGAAGCAGGUGCAGCUGACCGAGUCGGAAGUCCGGGAGCUCUGCCUUUCGUCGAAGGAGAUUUUUCUCAGCCAGUCUAAUCUUCUCAAGCUCGAAGCUCCAGUAAAGAUUUGCGAUGAUAGUCAGUUGGUGAAACAAAAGACCAACUUCAACAAGCGAGGUGAUAAGAGAAGUUUCAAAGUUCCUGGGAAGAUCAAAUAUAAUUCUUUCUCAAUGAAGGUGGCAUCAUCAAACUUCAGUCAAUCUUCUGGAGGGAACAACUUCUUUGGAUUAUUUGGUCUGAAGCUAGAUACUCAUGACAUCACGAAACUUAUGGAUGACCCGGCUUUGAAUGAUUUACUUGACGGCACUUACAAGUGUUCUAGUUUGGUUAAAGACAAAGAGGAGAAAGCAGAAAACAUUAAUGCAGGUUUUUUUCAUUCAGUUAGAAAGGCUUUCUCUGUCCUGCAGCUCUCAAGAACUGUCCAGUCCCAAAAUAUUGCCGAUAUAGACAACUUCUCCAACAAUAAAAUGUCCACAUGCUUCUCGAGCUCUGUUUCUGAUGAUAAAGGAGAGUCCUCCUGCACAACAGAUCCAUCUUCAUGUAACAAGGAUUCUUAUAGCAAGCCUGAUACACCAUCUAAUCCGCUUGAUUAUCCAUUAUGUCAACCUAAAGAUAUUUUGAAACGUUUGGUACUUGCUGAACCCAAGGACUUGGAGUCUUUGCUCCUUGAUGUGGCCAAGUCUUCUGCAUCUUCAAGGAAUACCUCUGAUCUACGCACAGGCAAGACAAUGCCUUGCAAAGUCACCUUGCCACCUUUUCCAUGGUCACAUAUUUUUAGUGGGCAUUGUAGAAAUAAUUCCGAUUCAAUUAAAUUGUCUACAAGUAGGAGCACAUGCCAAGGUAGAUGGCUAAGAAUAGCGAAUGUUUGCAGCUGUCAAAGGAUUGCCACAGAUUUUCUUGCGAACAUAGAGUCACUAACUUAUGAUCAGAGCCUGGUUCCUUCAGGUCUGAGUUCAGAAAAUAAAAUUUGGCCAUCGAUAUCUGUUAGUCUUCCUUGGUCUGAGAAGGAUUCGUUCUCUUCUGCAAUGUGUCCAAAAGCUUCUUACAUAUUUCGGGAUACUGGAGGGCAAGUGAAUUAUCAAGGAAACGCUGGGCGAUGUCCAAAACUGGUGGCUGCUGCACAAACUCUAUAUGACCUUGCGACUUACUCACAAAAGGCUAUGAAAGCUCGCAAGUUGAAAUCAAACGAGAAACUAGAAGAAACAUUUGCAACAUUGAUUCCGGUGUUGGCGUCCAACAAUAGGGUAAGAAGUUUGGACCCUCUGGUGUCCUCGAAGAAGCCUAAGCUCUCCAUGAUUGAGAGCAGUGGGGAUCCAGAUUUUUACAAUUGUCCCAGGAGAGGACCGAUAAAUUGGUCAACUGCUAGGUCAAGCAGAUCAUCACCCAGCAAAUCAAUUAAGGACUUGGUUGCAGAAACUAAACAUUCAAGUGCCAGCAUUUUAAAGCAAUCAUGUUCAAUGCCCCCACCUGCAAGGGUGUUGAAUAAGGCUUACAACAGUCAUCAGAAGGUAAGAAAAAUUUUGCCCAUGGAUUGGAGCAGAGGACCGGAUGGGGUUGACUGAUCUCAACUUUGUACAGAAGCUUAUUCCUUCUGAAAAUUGUUGUGAUUUCUCGGUAACACUGAUUUGCCUUUGUUUAAACCAUUGGUUUGUAUAUAUUAUGGUGUUAGGUAGAAAGGGAUUGUUGUAGGGGCUGAAGCUCUAGCUGGAAUGUCAUUAUCGUGAGGGGUGACCUUGGGGUUCCAGUGUUGUAACAUUGAAAAAUUUGUACACGCGGCAGGGAAUUCUUUGCCUUCUGUAGGUCAUUUCAUGAGGCAAUGGAAGUAAAUUUACAUCUCAUUCUCUUAAAA
Messenger RNA from Juglans regia (Persian walnut), 2351 nucleotides. RefSeq lists its product as uncharacterized. The transcript is spliced from 6 exons. NCBI's taxonomy places the organism in Eukaryota, Viridiplantae, Streptophyta, Magnoliopsida, Fagales, Juglandaceae. The record is from RefSeq and is a predicted model, not a curated record. The coding region runs from base 397 to 2064 and encodes 555 amino acids.